Molecule: messenger RNA, 3863 nt
Organism: Salvelinus sp. IW2-2015
Lineage: Eukaryota; Metazoa; Chordata; Actinopteri; Salmoniformes; Salmonidae
Product: homeobox protein Hox-C4a
Biological process (GO): embryonic skeletal system morphogenesis; positive regulation of transcription by RNA polymerase II; anterior/posterior pattern specification
Cellular component (GO): nucleoplasm; nucleus
Molecular function (GO): DNA-binding transcription factor activity, RNA polymerase II-specific; RNA polymerase II cis-regulatory region sequence-specific DNA binding
Source: RefSeq, a predicted model, not a curated record
ACACACAAUGGCGACCGAAGGUAUGUUUCAAAACCUUUGGUUCCUUAUCCGGGGACUACCUCUCACUCUGCUAUUGGGCCGUGGGGUCACGUGGUAAAACUAACUUUACAAGGGCUGCUCACAAGUAGGAGGGCUAUAUGGAGCAGAAAAACGACAAAGCUAGAAAAAUAAAUUUCCACUGCAGAAAUUAAUGAUCAUGAGCUCGUAUUUGAUGGACUCUACCUACAUUGAUCCGAAAUUUCCUCCAUGCGAGGAAUAUUCACAAAACAGCUACAUCCCCGAGCACAGCCCCGAAUAUUACAGCCGCGCCAGGGACCCUGGCUCUGGUUACCAGCAUCACCAUCAGGAGUUAUACCCUCCACGGGCGAGCUACCAAGAGCGCCAAUAUAAUUGUGCAAGCAUCCCUGAACCUGACACGCAAAAGGGACAUGGACUACCCCAUUCUGCGCACCUGCUUGCAGGGAAAGGGCAGCCAUCCUCAUGUGAGACCCCACAGUUACCCAUGUCCCCCACCACCCCACCGGCUGCAUCCUCCGCCUGCAACCAAGCUACACCGGAGCAUCCAAACAGCUCAGCCUCCUCCAAGCAGCCCGUGGUAUACCCAUGGAUGAAGAAGAUUCACGUCAGCACCGCGAACCCGAAUUACAAUGGACCGGAUUCCAAGCGGUCUAGGACAGCCUACACUCGACAGCAGGUCUUAGAAUUGGAGAAGGAGUUCCACUAUAACCGCUAUUUAACUCGACGGAGGCGCAUUGAGAUAGCCCAUACAUUGGUUCUCUCCGAACGACAAAUCAAGAUUUGGUUUCAGAACCGCAGGAUGAAGUGGAAAAAAGACCAUAGGCUUCCUAACACCAAAGUGAGAUCCUCCACCACGGGCGUAUCCUCCGGGUCCAACGCAACCUCAUCAGCCGGCGUUGUCGCCACUUCCUCGGCCACUGGUAGCAUUACUCCCGAUGAACUGUCCGGAGUAGAGGAUGGCGAGGAUAUUACAAGGUUAUAAGGCGAAAAGAAAACCACUUCAAGAAGGGGGAUAGAGAAUGACUGAUUAUUUAUAGUAUAUUAUAUAUUUUGUUUUCGUAGGUAUUUGUGCGGUUUCAUUUAAGUCCAAAGUUAUAUAAAAUGCAUGUUAUAUAGCAUGGAUUUAUACGAAUACUGAUGGGUUCUUUUUACGUGACACAGGGUUUAAGUUAUUUAAUGCUGAAUCAAGAUGAUGUUUUUUUAUGAGAAAAAUGUUUUGAAUGAAGGAAAAUAAUGUACAUUUUAUCUAAAUGUUAUUGUGAGCCAUUUGUUUGCCCUACCGCCCAAGUUGAAAUGCACAAUCUAUUUAUUUCAAGCUCAACACUGGAAGAAUAUCAUUAAUAGGCAAUCAUAGUUAUUUUUGGUAAAAAUGCUGGAACGUACCGAUGGAACAUUGAUCUUGAACGCAUAUGUUUAGGAUUAUAACAAGGUGAAUUAGCUCCUUGCUUUCAGAAACAGGAUUUUUAAUUACAAUCUAGUUUGUGGUGUGUUUAGCAGAUUAUUGUGAAAUGCAAUACACAGAGUUUAGUGUAUUUGUGAUAAUCAUAUUGGUCAAUAAAACAGUGAGUGUACUAGUUUUACGCCCGUUUGGAUCGAUUCAUUCAUGGCCAACAGAGUGCCUAUUGUUUUGGUGACUGUGGCUAUUGCUGUGGUGGCCGUUAUAUAAAAAUGGUAUAGUCACAAUUUACCAAGUUCUUUAUUGAUGGUUCAGCCUAACAACGCAUUAUUUGUUUGGCAAUGUUUAGCUUUAAAUUGUUUAGCCUAUGCCAAAUAUGAUACUGACGAUUUGAAAUGUUCCUUUAGAAUCGUUCUCGAGGUAGGCACGCGUAUACAGAUCCACCGUUCAUAUUCCCCCCCAAUCCAAUAAUAAUCCAUAAUUCUACUCCAAAUAAAGGGUUAUGGCCUGGCUGCAUGCAUCAUAUUAUCCUACAUGUAGCUCAUUAGUCUCAAGGACAUUCAAUUAAUUUGGCAAGCCAUUCAACCAGGGCCUCAACAAUCCCCUCAGAUUAUACUGACUGGCUGGAGCCCUGCUUCCUGCUCAUUACUGAUCAUAUAGCUCUGCACAUACCUUUUGGAAAUCAAUUUCGUAUUGCCAAAAUAUGACACAUAAUCAGUUGUGUUGAUGGUAUAUGGAUUCCUAUUAAUUCAUUGUUUUGCCCCAAUUGCAGGUUGCUUCUUUUCUUCUAAUAAAGUCAAUAAUUUGAGGUCAGAUUCUGAAAGGCCUAAAGCCUUGAAGGACUACAUCGUGGACUAUAAGUGAGAAUAUAGCCUACAAAAUAUUGUAUUCGGAUUAUAUCUACCAGCAAGACCUGUUGCCUCUUAAAAAUAUGCAUCCAGAUUUUCCAAGAUGAUCUUGUAUAAAACAAUAGUUUGGAUAAUAGUGUUUUAUAUGCGUGCACGUAGGCCUUCUCAAUAUGCAACAAUUUGUACCUUAUAUACAAAKGAAUGUUAGUUGUACGUUUGAGAUGUUCACCAAUUGUCAUUCGUAUAAUAGUCUAUGUUUGUUGCGGCCUGAGACCUCCCCCGUCAAAGUGAAGAAUAUGCUUUUAAAAAGUAGCGCUUGAGGCAACGUCAUCGUCACCUCUGCUCUUGGUAAGUAUAGCCUAUACUGCUCAAGCAUCGUGGGGGGAUUUUCGAUAGACCUAUGGCAAUGUUGUGGACGUGUUGUCACCAUGCAACUGUAAUAAUACAUAGGAUAGUCAUAUUGCGCCUUUGAUCUUAUGUAGGCCCUAGCCACAAAACAGGCCGUCCAAUUAACAGUUCUCCAAAACGAAUUUCAUUGUAGAAUAACUUUUUCUUAUUCUGCUCAAAAUGUUGUGCAAAAACAUGCAAUGUUUGAAAAGAGCGCAAUAGUUUGAUAGAUUAUUUAAACUGUGUGACUUGAAUAGAAAUGAUAAAACGGCUUGCUAGGUGGGGGGCAAAGAGCACAAAGGGAAGAGGUAUUCUAAACCAUCAAUCUUAGCGCCGCAGAGUAAAGAAUUAUUUGGGUCUGAAUAUAUUAAUUUGGCAACAGCCUCUCUCAGAAAUAAACCCACAUCGCUAACUAGUAAUUUUACGAAAUAAAACUAUCAGGGCUAAAAAGGAAACUUAACACCGUGACGUGGACAUGACUUUGGAAUGGCAGUUGGAACGCCCGUAAAGCCCUAAAACAUGCAGAAUUCCAGUAGCAUUUAUAUAGCUGCCUGGACAAUUGAGAGAAAUUAAUGUAUAGCUACGCCAGAGUCUCACCAUCCCUCCAAUCUCUUUCUAGAUCCUGUCGCCUCCAUGUAGCGAGGCUGAAAAUGUACUUUAUUGAAGUUUGGGAUCAACCGCGAGAAGGCCGAGUUCAGUCGGAGGGCACAUUUUCUGUCCCAUUAGGUCCGUUUCAGCCGGGAUGGUCGACCUUUGCAACCCCCCGUGACCUGACUGGGUCUCUAUACUUGUACCUUCUGUGUGUGCCCUCGUAGGUCGUCCCCGGUCCUUGCGUGGCCUCGUCAGGGCUCUGGACUUUCUUUGUGUGUUUUUCUACUUGAGGGGCCGGUAGAAGGGCACCUCUGAAUGUGUUGCUCUUUUGUUGCUCUCAGUGGUGACCUGAGAGUGCGGUGAACUGUCGGUCACUUCUCUUCCAUUGUGCGCCCUGUAGGACCUAGACCCUUUGUAGGACAUCCUACAAAUUUGAGGGACUUCCAAGCGGUUACUUCGGAGCUUUAUGAUCCGUCUGCAUGUUAAGAAGAAAUAAACACGUAUUGCUAUGCUGCCUGAAGAAUCGGAGCGGGUCCCUCGGUCGCCAUUAAGUUCCUUUCAGACUAUUGGAGGUGAUUCAGUGUGCUGUCAUAACGAGGCUGGUGGUCUCCUAAGUAGAGGAA